AUGUAUACCCCGUCAGCACUAGUGGCCCCGAGCCCGGCCAUAGAAUUAAAAGUGGGUGCUUCCAUCGCUGGGCCAACGGCAGCGUACUGGUUCGCCAAAGCCGGAGCCAACGUGACGGUGAUUGAGCGUUUCCCAGCUUUACGCACAAUUGGACAUAACGCUGAUAUUCGGGUGGCCGGUGUCACUGUCAUGCGAAGGAUGCCAGGAAUGGAAGCCGCCGUUCGAGCCAGAAAAGCAGAGAUCGAGGGCAUCAGCUUUGUCGAUUCCAAGGGCCGAGCAUACGGAACUAUCAGGCCAACAGGGAAUCCUGACAAACAAUCACUCAUUUCUGAAUAUGAAAUCCUAUGA
This is a messenger RNA of Penicillium longicatenatum, 348 nucleotides long. RefSeq lists its product as uncharacterized. Lineage: Eukaryota; Fungi; Ascomycota; Eurotiomycetes; Eurotiales; Aspergillaceae. The transcript has 2 exons. Bases 1 to 348 code for a protein of 115 amino acids. The record is from RefSeq and is a predicted model, not a curated record.